Messenger RNA from Prorocentrum cordatum, 2972 nucleotides. Lineage: Eukaryota; Dinophyceae; Prorocentrales; Prorocentraceae. The record is from the annotation of a GenBank genome assembly.
CGGCCCUGCACGAGCUGGAGCCCCGGCACUGCGUGGGUCUCGCGUGGGCGCUGGCCACUCUGCAGGAGGCCGCCGGCCCAGCGGGCCCCGCGCUGCUCACUGGACUGGAAGCGGAGCUGCCUGCGCGCCUGCGCGAGGCCUCGCCCCAGGGCGUGGCCAACGUGCUGUGGGCGUGCACUCGGCUCGGGAGGGCUGGCGGCCCCGCCGCCAAAGCCGCCAUGGCAGCGGCGACCCAGCGUGCGGCCGAGCUGGCGCCGGUGGACGCGGCCAGCGUCGCGUGGGCCUGCGCGCCAGCGACGACGUUGGCGCCGCCACUGGCAGACGCGCUGGCGCUGCGGGCACCAGCUGGCGCCGGGCAGUUCUCGCCACGGCACGCGAGCAACUUGGCAUGGGCGCUGGCCACCACGGCGCCGCGCAGUCCACUUUGUUGCGAGGCAGUGGCGCCCCUGGCCACCGCCGCAUGCGCAUCGAGACACCUGGCAGCGUGCGACCUGGCAGCCGCAGCCUGGGCACUGGCCGCCGUGGUCGCCCGCACGCCGCCGGCCCCACCAGCGCUGGCGGCAGCGGCGCGGCUCAGGGCCGCCGAAUUAUCCCCGCAGGGCUUCGCCACCCUCGUAUGGUCGCUUGCCGUCACGUCCGCCGGCGCGCGCUUGGGCCUGGUGCCCACGCCGAUGGUGUCCGAGCGCGCCGAGGCACUCGACGCGGGGCAGCUGGCGCGGGUCCUGUGGGCGCUGGCAGCGCAGAGGUGCGCGGCCGAGGCGCCCCUGGCGUCCCACCUGGCGGCCCUGGCGCUCGACAGGGUCGGCGAGUUCGGAGCCCAGGACCUGGCCAACGUCAGCUGGGCCGCCGCGACCUCCUUCGCGGGCGGCCCUGCAGCGCCUCUGCUGCAGGCGGCGGCGGCGGCGCCAGCGCAGCUGGCCGCCAGCUGCGAGCCGCGCCACCUGGCGGCCGUGGCGUGGGCGCUGGCGGCGAGCGCCUGCCACCACGCGCGCCUGUCGAGCGCGCUGCCCGCGCAGCCCGCCCACAGGGCCCGCGAGUUCGGGGCGCGCGACCUGGCCAUCAGCGCCUGGGCGCACGCCGCCUGGGGCGGCGGAGCCGGCGCGCUCUCCGCGGCGUUCCGCGCGGAGGUGCUCCCCAGGCUGCCGGGCCUGGGGCCGCAGGACGUGUCCAACCUCUGGUGGGCCCUGGCCGCGCUGGCCGUGAGGGACGAGCCGCUCGCGCUCGGCCUGGCCUCGGCCGCGCGCCACCAGCUGCGCGGCCUGGAGCCACAGCACAUCUGCAACGUGCUCUGGUCGGCGGCCACGCUGGCAAUGGAGGCACGCGACCGCCAAGGCGCGCGGCUGCUCGCUGGGCUCUCCACCCGGCUGCGCCACCAACUGCCCGCGGUGGGCCCCCUCGGGCUGGGCAACGCGGCCUGGGCGCUGGCGAGCCUGGUCGGCGCGCCCACGCGGCCCUCCGCGCGGGCCCGGCGCGCCCCGGGCAGCGGCCGGGCAGCAGGCCGGGCCCGCGGGGAGCGGAGCGCGCGAGCGAUGGGGCUCCCGUCGCUCCUCGCGCUCCUGGCCGGCGCCCUCCGGGCGGCCGCGGAGGACGCGGUGCUCUGCCGGAACGGCUCCGACUCCAGCCUGGCGUCCUUCGCCUUCGGCACAGGGGUGGACAAGUGGGGUCCAGGGUGGCCUCAGCAGCUGAAGAAGUCGCGCCUCGUCGAAGGAGACACGAGCGUGCUGUGGGUGACGGAGCUCGAUGACGGAGGCCUCGCGCUCUCCACGGACGCCGGGCUGCAGCUCUGGCGGCCGGGCCGCCGCGCGCAGGACGUGUCCCUCGCGCCGCUCUCGACCCCGGUCGGGGCGAUCUACUUCGAAGGCAAGAUUUGGGUAGCCUGUUUCGGGUCGUGGCCCUACCCCUCGGACGACAGCGGCGUGGCCGUGGUCGAUGCCGCGAGCGGGAAGCUGCUGGAGACCUACCCCUUCUCUGCCACCGGGGACGCCGACGACGCCGCGUCGCACGUGCACAACAUCUACCUCUUCGAUUGGGGCGGCCGCCGGGAGAUCUUCAUCGCCGUGCUGGGGAACCCGUGGGGGUCCCCCCCGGUCCCCGGGAAGGGGCUGGUCCUCUUCGAUCGUGCCUCGGGCAACUUCUUGGAGGUGACCACAAGGAGGCGGAACGUGCGCUCGGCCGCGCAGAAGGCCCCGGGCGAGAUCUUCGUGCUCACGCAGGAGACCGCGGACACCGACACGAGGCUUGCCCUGCUCCGGAAGAGCGGCGCCAAGCUGCACGUGGCAGUCGAGGCGUCGCUGCCCACACGCCACGCGGUCGCCGAAGACAUCGGAGGCGGCGCGGACGUCGUCCUCGGCCGGGAGCCCGGCUCGGUGUGGUGCACGGACCGCAACGCCGAGGGGCGCCCUGGCAAGCUGUACUAUUACAAGCUCGCGACAGCUGGUGGCGGCAACGUCACCGGGCUCGAGCUGGUCGCCGCGUACGACACCGGCCCCCACCCGCGGUACUUCAGAAUACUGGACGCACCCGGCAAUGAGGGGGACAUAGUGGUAUGCAACUACGACAUGGGGACGUUGUCGGUCUUCUCUGGAUUGGCAUUGCAUCCGACUAAGACAGUGGAGCCGUCCGUGAUCGCCACCGUGGACCACGUCGCGUUCUUCCUCCAGGGCCAGGACGUGCGAAUCUGCCCCGCAGAGACGGAGGCCGCUGCGGGUGGCCAGGCGCCGCGCAGCAUGCUCCGCUCGGAGGCGGCCGGAGCAGAGGAGGACAGCCAGGGCCCUUGGCGGCGCAGAAGCACGGCGGCCUUCGCCACGCUCUCCAUCGCUGCAGGCGUCCUCCUCUGCACGGCCCUCGGCGUCGGGCGACGCACGGCUCCAGCGGGCACGGCGCGCACGUCCGGCGGUUCCGACGGGAGCAGCUCGGACGGCAGCGACGCCGCGGAGCGGCGGAUCGGAGCGGUGCACGCUGGGGCGAGCUGA